CCAAGAGGGAGUCAAAGGUCACAGAUCCAUCCAUGGAAACACCUGGAGUUCCUGGUGAUCUUCUUGCAACAUUUUCUAUGGAAGUGAAAGAUAUCCUGGAAAAGAAAUAUAAAUGCAUAUGCGAGGGUCUGGCUGAGCAAGGAAACCAUAUCUUUCUGAAUAAGAUCUACACAGAGCUCUACAUCACAGAGGGUGGAAGUGGAUGGGUCAAUAAUGAACAUGAGGUGAGACAGAUUGAGAUGAUAUCCAACAAACCCAUCACACAAGAGACUCCAAUCAAAUGCAAUGACAUCUUCAAAACUCUACCUGGACAAGACAAACUUAUCAGAACUGUCAUGACAAAGGGAGUUGCUGGCAUUGGAAAAACUGUCUCUGUGCAGAAGUUCAUUCUUGACUGGGCAGAAGAAAAAGCCAAUCAGGAUGUUCAUUUCAUAUUUCCUCUACCUUUCCGAGAGCUGAAUUUGAUGAAGAAUGACAAAUGCACUUUAAUGCAGCUGCUUCACCCCUUUUUACCGGGAAUCAAAGAGUCUGGAUCCUUUAAAAUUGAGCGUAAGAAGGUUGUGUUCAUCUUUGAUGGUCUGGAUGAGUGUCGAUUUCCCUUAGAUUUCAAAAAUAAUGAGAGCUGGUAUGAUGUCACAGAGCCAACAUCAGUGGACGUGCUGCUGACAAACCUCAUUAAGGGGAAUCUGCUUUCCUCUGCUCUCCUCUGGAUCACCACCCGACCAGCAGCAGCCAAUAAGAUCCCUCCUGAAUUUGUCCACCAGGUGACAGAGAUACGAGGGUUUAAUAAUCCACAGAAGGAGGAGUACUUCAGGAAGAGAUUCAGAGAUCGCAAUCUGGCCAGCAGAAUUAUCACACACAUAAAGUCAUCAAGGAGCCUCUACAUCAUGUGUCACAUACCAGUCUUCUGUUGGAUUGCAGCCACUGUUCUUCAGCAAAUGAUGGGUAAGUCAGACAGUGGAGAAAUCCCUAGGACUCUGACUCAAAUGUACACAAAUUUCCUGCUCAUUCAGGCAAAUGUGAAAAAUCAAAAGUACCUGGGAAACAGUGAGACAAAUUCACUUAAUAAAACCAUUCUGAAACUGGGGAAGCUGGCAUUUCAACAGCUGCAAAAGGGAAAUCUGAUUUUCUAUGAGGAAGACCUGAGAGACAGUGGCAUUGAUGUCACUGAGGCUUCUGUUUACUCUGGGGUGUGUACCGAGAUCUUUAGACAAGAGCCUGGGAUCCAAAAACAGAAAGUGUACUCCUUUGUGCAUCUGAGCAUUCAGGAGUAUCUCGCUGCUUUGCAUGUACUGCUGUCAUACAGAAACAAAAACAAAAAUGUACUUGACCACACCUUCAGUCGUGGUUUUUUUAGAUUCAACCCAUAUUCCAAACUUUCUGUGUUGCUCAAGACAGCAGUAGAUCAGGCCUUACAGAGUGUGAAUGGACACCUGGACCUUUUCCUGCGCUUCCUUCUUGGCCUCUCACUGGACUCCAAUCAGACUCUCUUACGAGGCCUACUGACACAGACAGGAAGCAGCUCACGGAACAUUGAGAAAACCGUUCAGCACAUUAAAAAGAAGAUCAGGGGUAAUCUCUCUCCAGAGAGGUCCAUCAAUCUGUUCCACUGUCUGAAUGAACUGAAUGAACAUUCUUUGGUAGAAGAAAUCCAAAGUUACCUGAGCUCAGGAGGUCUUUCAAGAGAGAACCUCUCACCUGCACAGUGGUCAGCUCUGGUCUUUGUGUUGCUAACAUCAAAAGAGGAGCUGGAUGUGUUUGACUUGAAGAAAUACAUCAGAUCAGAUGAAGGUCUUCUGAGACUGCUGCCAGUGAUCAACACCUCUAGAACUGCCUUGCUGAAUAGGUGUAACCUCACUAAGGAAUGCUGUGAAGCGCUGGCCUCAGCUAUCAGCUCUAACUCCUCCAGUCUGAGAGAGCUGGACCUGAGUGACAAUGACCUGCAGGAUUCAGGAGUGGAGCUGCUCUCUGCUGGACUGGGGAAUCCACACUGUAAACUGGAGACACUGAGGCUGUCACUGUGUGGAGUCACAGAGAGAGGUUGUGUUUCUCUGGCUUCAGCUCUGCGUUCAAACCCCACAAAUCUGGAAGAGCUGGAUCUGAGCUACAAUCACCCAGGAAACUCAGGGAUGAGAGCGCUCUCUGCUGGACUGGAGGACCACAAAUGUAAACUUCUGAAACUGAAUGUGGACCAUGGCGGAGAGUUCAGGAUCAAACCAGGCCCAAGGAAAUAUGCCUGUCAGCUCACACUGGACCCCAACACAGCGUACAAAAAAUUGUAUUUGUCUGUGGGGAACAGAAAGGUGACAUGGAUGAAAAAGGAGCAGCCAUAUCCUGAUCACCCUGAGAGAUUUAACUACUGGCAUCAAGUGCUGUGCAGAAAGGGUCUGUCUGGGCGCUGCUACUUGGAGGCUGAGUGGAGUGGGAGUUGGGCUCGUAUAGGGGUGGCAUAUAAAGGAAUCAGCAGGAAAGGAAUAGGUGAUGAUAGUCUCCUUGGACACAAUGACAAGUCCUGGUGCUGGUCCUACUAUGAUGGAUUAUACUGUGUUUGGCACAAUAAACAGCCCACUGACACACCUGCUCCCCACUCCCGCAAAGUAGGAGUGUAUCUGGACUGGUCAGCCGGCACUCUGUCCUUCUACAGCGUCACCUCUGACACACUGACCCUCCUGCACACAUUCCACACCACAUUUACCGAGCCCCUCUACCCUGGGUUUAGUGUUGGACCUCAUUCCUCAGUAUCCCUGCGCCAGCUGGAAUAG
Molecule: messenger RNA, 2762 nt
Organism: Megalops cyprinoides (Indo-Pacific tarpon)
Lineage: Eukaryota; Metazoa; Chordata; Actinopteri; Elopiformes; Megalopidae
Product: NLR family CARD domain-containing protein 3-like
Exons: 6
Coding region: 33-2762 (909 amino acids)
Molecular function (GO): protein binding
Source: RefSeq, a predicted model, not a curated record